Molecule: messenger RNA, 1221 nt
Organism: Acanthoscelides obtectus
Lineage: Eukaryota; Metazoa; Arthropoda; Insecta; Coleoptera; Chrysomelidae
Source: the annotation of a GenBank genome assembly
AUGAGUGCUUGCAACUAUAAGGCGAAUAAUGAAGGAAAUUCACACCUGCAAUAUGAGUAUGUUGUUGACUGUGCUGUCGAUGUCCUGGGUCUCAGUGAGACUUGGCUAACCCCAGAUAUUGAUUCCUCCUCAGUAUUUAUCAACGACUUCAAUGUCGUUAGAGCAGAUCGAAAUAGCAGAGGCGGGGGCGUCGCGUUUUAUGUGAGAAAUGGUAUUGCCUUCAAAAUAUUGCACUCUAAUAUCACCGCAGUAUUGGAAGAACUUUGGAUCUCUGUAAAGGUUAAUCAACGCAAAUAUUGUCUAGCUAUAGUCUACCGUCCACCAUCGGCAAACGUGCUUGACUGUUUUCAUCAAUUAACUGAGUCUUUAACCAACCUUUCACUCGAUAAUGAUUACGCAAUUGUCAUGGGCGAUUUUAAUAUUAAUGUUUUAGUGAACGACGGCCGAUCCGAGAUGCUGAACUGUUUUCUUGAGUCUUUUGAUCUGUCUCAGUUAGUGAAAGAGCCCACACGUAUAACUUUCAAUAGCCAGACAGCUAUAGACUUGCUCAUGGUUAGCUCUGCUGAUAUAAUAAGUGGUUAUGAAGUUGUUGACGUAGAUGGAAUAUCUGACCAUCUAGCCCUAAUAUUUUAUGUAGAUGCAUCGGAGAUAAGCAACCUAUGUAAACUGAGAUUCAUAAUGAUUACCUCGUACUCGCGAGGAUAUCCUCCAAGAAGAUGCAAAAGGUUGACUGUCUGUGAAUUUCUCCAUAUUCUGGAAUCAUGCACUGAUCCAGGCCAACUGACAUCAACACUUGUGAACAUCUCUCUGGCAUCACAAGUGACUUGCACAUUUAAGCUUCAAGGGAGAGGCAAAGAAAUAGUAGAAAUGGUAUCUGAUAUAAAAGCGUUUAUCAAAAAACUUGAGUAUUGGGAACAAUUCUUGAUCGAUGUCGAUACCAGGCAUCUUCCCGUACUCUCAGAAAAGAUACCUGAACGACCAUUAGAACCAUAUGAUAGUAAAUAUACUCUAGAAAUAGUCUCUAGCUUAAAGGAUAACUUCAAAAAUCGUUUCAAGGAUUUCAACGAAAAUGCUUUAGUGGCGCAAUUUGUUGUUUCACCCUUCAUGGAAAUUGAUAUCAAACAGUUUGCAACUUCUGUUACGCAGAAUCUUAGCGUAGACGUCGCUGCGACAGAAAUGGAAUCAGAAAGCCGCGAAGAGACAAUACAACAGUAUUUCUAA